AUGUUGCCUUUUUUCCUCACGCUGGGAUGGUUUAAUUCUCCUCUCUGAAGCCCAUUCCCCAUUACAAAAAGAGACUCAUAUACUCCGGACACUCCGACAAUUGCAAGCCCCUCAAGCUGGAGUGUACCGGGACGGGAACCAUCGUUAACCGCAGCGUGUUGCCGGGGGAGCAGCAGGUGGAGGAGCGCAGAUUGGCGUGAGGGCACCUGGAGAGAGAGCACACAGUAGGAAGCCAAUGGCGGCUUUGCAGCUGGGGAAGCUGGUGCUGGGAUGGGCCGCCGUCUGUUGGGCGGCACUCCAAGCAGCGCAUGGCCAGCUGGACGGGAACCUGCAGGCCAGUCGCUUCACGGGGCGGGUGGACGAGAGGGAGUCCCUGAGGGUACGAAGAAGGGGCCAGGAGUCCCUGAGAGGGCCCAAUGUGUGUGGAUCUCGUUUCCAUUCCUACUGCUGUCCUGGGUGGAAAACACUCCCAGGAGGAAAUCAGUGCAUCGUCCCCAUCUGCAGGAAUUCCUGUGGGGAAGGCUUCUGUUCACGCCCCAACAUGUGCACAUGUUCCAACGGACAGCUGUCCCCCGGCUGUGGGGCUACGUCAGUGCAGUCCUGCAACGUCCGGUGUAUGAAUGGUGGGAGCUGCAAUGACGACAGCUGCCUGUGCCAGAAGGGCUACACUGGAACUCACUGCGGCCAGCCCGUCUGCGAGAACGGCUGUCAGAACGGCGGGCGCUGCAUCGGCCCCAACCGCUGCGCCUGCGUGUACGGCUUCACCGGCCCGCAGUGCGAGAGAGAUUACCGCACUGGGCCGUGCUUCACUCAGGUCAACAACCAGAUGUGCCAGGGUCAGCUGAGUGGCAUCGUCUGCACCAAGACUCUCUGCUGUGCUACCAUUGGCCGUGCUUGGGGUCACCCGUGCGAAAUGUGCCCAGCCCAGCCACACCCCUGCCGACGUGGUUUCAUCCCCAACGUUCGUACGGGGGCCUGCCAGGAUGUGGACGAGUGCCAGGCCAUUCCGGGGCUGUGCCAGGGUGGGAACUGCAUCAACACUGUGGGGUCCUAUGAGUGCAAGUGCCCUGCUGGGCACAAACAGAGCGAAGUCAACCAGAAGUGCGAGGACAUCGACGAGUGCAGCACCAUCUCUGGAGUCUGUGGUGGUGGGGAGUGUACCAACACAGCGGGCAGCUACGUCUGUACUUGUCCCCGUGGCUAUGUCACCAGCGCAGAUGGUUCCAGAUGUGUGGGUAACUGCGCAAGCGAGCUGACGGGACAGUACACCAAGAUGCAGUGCUGCUGUGACACGGGCCGCUGCUGGGCCGUGGGGCAGAUCCCCGAAAUGUGUCCUGUCAGGGGUUCUGAUGUGGACGAAUGUGUCAGCAAUCCCUGUGUGAACGGCGACUGUGUGAACACCCCAGGAUCAUACCACUGCAAGUGCCACGAUGGUUACCAGAGCACCUCUACCAAGCAGGCCUGUAUUGAUAUCGACGAGUGUAUUGUCAACGGCGUUAUGUGCCGCAAUGGCCGCUGUGUCAACACUGACGGCAGUUUCCAGUGCAUCUGCAACGCCGGUUUCGAGCUCACCCCUGACGGCAAGAACUGUAUAGACCACGAUGAGUGUGCCACCACCAACAUGUGUCUCAAUGGGAUGUGCAUCAAUGAAGAUGGCAGCUUCAAGUGCAUCUGUAAACCAGGCUUUGCCCUGGCGCCCAGUGGCCGCUACUGUACUGACAUCGACGAGUGCCAGACGCCGGGGAUUUGCAUGAACGGGCGCUGCAUCAACUCGGAGGGCUCCUACCGCUGCGAGUGUCCGCCAGGCCUGGCCAUCGACGUGGACGGGCGCGUCUGCGUGGACACGCACAUGCGCAGCACCUGCUACGGGGCCAUCAAGAUGGGCACCUGCUCCCGGCCCCUCCCCGGAGCCGUUACGAAAUCAGAGUGCUGCUGCACCAGCCCCGAGCACGGCUUCGGGGAGCCCUGCCUGCCCUGCCCGGCCCGCAGCUCAGCGGAAUUCCAGGCUCUGUGCAGCAGUGGGAUUGGGAUCACGGCAGACGGCAGAGACAUCAAUGAGUGUGCCUUGGACCCGGAUAUCUGUCCGAAUGGCAUGUGCGAGAAUCUGAGAGGGAGCUACCGCUGCAUCUGCAACAUCGGCUACGAAUCUGACACCAGUGGGAAAAACUGUGUCGACAUCAACGAGUGUUUGGUGAAUCGCUUGCUGUGCGAUAAUGGACUGUGCCGCAACACCCCGGGCAGCUACUCCUGCUCCUGUCCCACAGGCUUUGUCUUCAAGGCAGAUUCGGAGACCUGCGAGGACGUGAACGAGUGCGAGUCUAGCCCCUGCGUCAACGGAGUGUGCCGCAACACGGCGGGGUCCUUCAACUGCGAGUGUUCCCGUGGCAGCAAGCUGGACUCCACCAACACGGUCUGCGUGGACAGCAUGAAGGGCACGUGCUGGCUGAACAUUCAGGAUGGGCGCUGCGAGGUCAACAUCAACGGUGCCACUCUGAAGUCGGAGUGCUGCUCCACCCUGGGGGCCGCCUGGGGGAGCCCGUGCGAGCGCUGUGAGAUUGACGCAGCAUGUCCCAGAGGAUUUGCACGGAUGAAGGGAGUCACCUGUGAAGAUGUGAACGAAUGCGAGGUGUUUCCUGGCGUGUGCACUAACGGGCGCUGUGUGAACACCCCGGGGUCCUUCCGCUGUGAAUGCACAGAGGGACUAACCCUGGACGGGACUGGGCGCACCUGUGUGGAUGUUCGUAAGGAGCAGUGCUAUCUGAAGUGGGAUGAGGAUGAGUGUGGGGAGCCCCUGCCAGGGAAGUUCCGUGUGGACAUGUGCUGCUGUUCGGUGGGCUCAGCCUGGGGCGUUGACUGUGAGGAGUGUCCCAAACCUGGGACUCCUGAGUACAAGACCAUCUGCCCGCGGGGCCCAGGCUUUGCCAGUCGAGGGGAUUUGUUAACUGGACGGCCCUUCUACAAAGAUGUGAACGAGUGCAAGGUGUUCCAGGGGCUGUGUUCCCAUGGGACGUGCCAGAACACCAUAGGCAGCUUCAAGUGCCGGUGCAACAGUGGCUUUGCCCUCAACAUGGAGGAGAGAAACUGCACAGAUAUCGACGAGUGCCGGAUCUCUCCAGACCUGUGUGGCCAUGGGACGUGUGUGAACACGCCGGGCAGCUUCGAUUGCGAGUGCUUUGAGGGUUACGAGAGUGGCUUCAUGAUGAUGAAGAACUGCAUGGACAUCGACGAGUGUGAGCGAGACCCCCUGCUCUGUCGCGGUGGGACAUGUAUCAACACUGAAGGCAGCUAUGAGUGUGACUGUCCCCCCGGCCACACUCUCACCCCUGAGGGCGCAGCCUGUGUGGAUGUGAAUGAGUGUGAACUCAGUGACAACCUCUGUCGCAACGGGCGCUGUGUGAACGUUGUGGGCACCUACCAGUGUACUUGUGACACCGGAUACCAGGUCACGCCGGACAGGCAAGGCUGUAUAGACAUUGAUGAGUGUGAGGAGACUCCGGAUAUCUGUGACGGAGGACAGUGUACAAACAUCCCUGGCGAGUAUCGCUGUCUCUGCUUCGAUGGCUUCAUGGCGUCCAUGGACAUGCGGACCUGUAUCGAUGUCAAUGAGUGCGACCUGAACCCCAACAUCUGUCUCCAUGGAGACUGUGAGAACACCAAGGGCUCCUUCAUUUGUCACUGUCAGCUGGGUUACUUUGUGAAGAAGGGUUCCACAGGCUGCACAGACAUUGAUGAAUGCGAGAUCGGGGCACACAACUGUGACAUGCAUGCGGCCUGCAUCAACGUACCGGGGAGCUUCAAAUGUCGCUGCCGAGAUGGCUGGGUGGGCGAUGGAAUCAAGUGCGUGGACCUGGACGAGUGUGCAACGGAGGAACACAGCUGCAAUUCCAACGCUAACUGCGUGAACACGCCUGGCUCCUACCGCUGCACCUGCAAGGAGGGCUUCAACGGCGACGGCUUCUCCUGCUCAGACGUGGACGAGUGUGCGGACAACGUCAACCUGUGUGAGAAUGGGCAGUGCCUCAACGCCCCUGGAGGGUAUCGCUGCGAGUGUGAGAUGGGUUUCACGCCCACAGAAGACAGUAAAGCCUGCCAGGACAUUGAUGAAUGUAACUUCCAGAACAUCUGCGUGUUUGGCACCUGUCAGAACUUGCCGGGCAUGUUCCGCUGUGUGUGUGAUGAUGGUUAUGAGCUUGACCGCAGCGGGGGCAACUGUACAGAUGUAAAUGAGUGUGCUGAUCCAGUCAACUGCAUAAACGGACUGUGUGUGAACACACCGGGCAGCUAUCUGUGUAACUGUCCUCCAGAUUUUGAGCUCAACCCCACCGGUGUGGGCUGUGUGGCGGAAUACCAGCUUCUGUGUGGAAACCAGGCACCAGGCUUCAUCAUUGACAUUCACACAGGAAAACCCAUUGAUAUCGACGAAUGCCGCGAGAUCCCUGGGAUUUGUGCCAAUGGUGUGUGUAUCAACCAGAUCGGCAGCUUCCGGUGCGAGUGUCCCAUGGGAUUCAGCUACAACAACAUCCUGCUGAUUUGUGAAGAUAUUGAUGAGUGCAACAGUGGGGAAAACUUGUGCCAGCGUAAUGCCAACUGCAUCAACAUCCCUGGCAGCUAUCGCUGUGAAUGCUCGCCCGGGUUCAAGCUUUCCCCCAGCGGAGCAUGCUGUCUCUGUCACAACGGCUUCAAGGCGACGGCCGAUCAGACCAUGUGCAUGGACAUCGACGAGUGUGAUCGUCAGCCCUGCGGAAAUGGCACCUGUAAGAACACUGUGGGCUCCUACAACUGCCUCUGCUUCCCCGGAUUCGAGCUCACCCACAACAAUGACUGCAUGGAUGUGGACGAAUGCACGGCGCUGGUGGGCCAGGUGUGUCGGAACGGCCAGUGUGUUAACAGCCAGGGCUCUUUCCAGUGCUUGUGUCAGGAAGGCUACGAGCUCACGCUGGAUGGCAAGAACUGUGUUGAUGUCAAUGAGUGUAUAAGUUUACCUGGGACCUGCUCUCCCGGGACCUGCCAGAACCUGGAUGGCUCUUUCCGCUGCAUCUGUCCGUCUGGAUAUUCAGUGCAGAACGACCAGUGUAUCGACAUCAACGAGUGUGAAGUGGAGCCCAACCUCUGCCUGUUCGGUGAAUGCACCAACACCCCAGGCAGCUUCCAGUGCAACUGUCAGCCAGGCUUUGUGCUGUCCGACAAUGGGAGGCGCUGCUUUGAUACGCGGCAGAGUUUCUGCUAUACCAGCUUUGAGGGCAUGAAGUGCUCCGUGCCCAAAGCCUACAACACGACUAAAACCAAAUGCUGCUGCAGCAUGAUGCCAGGGGAGGGCUGGGGCGAUCCCUGUGAGCUGUGCCCACGUGAGGGAGAAGCUGCCUUCCUUGACCUUUGUCCCUACGGCCAUGGAAGCAUACCUGGCAUUGGAGACACCCGUGAAGACAUGAACGAGUGUCAGGAAAACCCUGGGAUCUGUGUGAACGGGAUAUGCAUCAACACGGAUGGCUCCUUCCGCUGCGAGUGCCCCUUCGGAUACAACUUGGACUAUACCGGCGUCAACUGCGUAGACACGGACGAGUGCUCCAUCGGGAACCCCUGCAGGAACGGGACCUGCACCAACGUGGUGGGCGGCUUCGAGUGCGCCUGUCAGGAGGGCUUCGAACCCGGGCCCAUGAUGACAUGCGAAGAUAUCAACGAGUGCGCCCUCAACCCCCUGCUCUGCGCCUUCCGCUGCAUCAACACCUUCGGCUCCUACGAGUGCACCUGCCCAGCAGGCUACACCCUGCGAGAGGACAACAGGAUGUGCAAAGACCAGGACGAGUGUGCCGAGGGGCUCCACGAUUGCGAAUCCCGAGGGAUGACCUGCAAGAACCUCAUCGGCACCUUCAUGUGCAUCUGCCCAGUGGGCAUGCAGCGCCGGCCGGAUGGGGAGGGCUGCAUGGACACCAACGAGUGCCGGACCAAGCCUGGCAUCUGCAAGAACGGGCAGUGUGUCAACACUGUGGGGAGCUACCGCUGCAACUGCAAUGAGGGCUUCCAGGCCAGCCCCACUGGCACAGAGUGCAUCGACAACAGGCAGGGCUUCUGUUUCACCGAGGUGUUGCAGACCAUGUGCCAGCAGUCGUCCACCAACCGCAACUCCGUCACCAAGUCCGAGUGCUGCUGCAACGGGGGCCGUGGCUGGGGCUCCCACUGUGAGCUCUGCCCACUCCCCGGCACAGUCCAGUACAAGAGGAUGUGUCCCCUGGGGCCGGGCUACACCACUGAUGGCAGAGAUGUGGAUGAGUGCCGGGUGCUUCCUGACCUGUGCAAGCAUGGCCAGUGCAUCAACACCCGCGGUUCCUACCGCUGCCACUGCAACACGGGCUACACCACGGACCUGACCAGCACCACCUGCGUCGAUUUGGACGAGUGUUCGCAGUCCCCCAAGCCGUGUAACUUCCUGUGCAAGAACACCGAGGGCAGCUACGUGUGCUCCUGCCCCCGGGGGUACAUCCUGCAGCCUGAUGGCAAGACCUGCAAAGACCUUGACGAGUGCUCCACCAAGCAGCACAACUGCCAGUUCCUGUGCAUCAACACCAUCGGCAGCUUCACCUGCAAGUGCCCUCCUGGCUUCACCCAGCACCAGUCGGCCUGUAUUGACAACAACGAGUGCACAUCCCAGCCCAACCUGUGCGGCACCCGGGCGUCCUGCCAGAACACGCCUGGCAGCUUCAGCUGCGAGUGUCAGAAGGGCUUCUCCCUGGACGGCACGGGCCUGGACUGCGAAGAUGUGGACGAGUGCAGCAGCAACCACCGCUGUCAGCACGGCUGCCAGAACAUGCUGGGGGGCUACCGCUGCGGCUGCCCCCAGGGCUACGUGCAGCACUACCAGUGGAACCAGUGUGUGGACGAGAACGAGUGUUCCAACUCCAACACCUGCGGGUCGGCCUCCUGCUACAACACCCUGGGCAGCUUCAAGUGCGUGUGCCCGUCGGGCUUCGACUUCGAGCAGAGCGCGGGCGGCUGCCAGGAUGUGAACGAGUGCUCCAUGGGCAGCAACCCCUGCAGCUUCGGCUGCUCCAACACGGAUGGGGGAUACCUGUGCGGCUGUCCUGGAGGGUACUUCCGAGCAGGGCAGGGGCACUGCAUCACCGGGCUUGGGUUUGGCCAGGGCCAGGGCCAGGGCCAGGGCCAGUACCUCAUCCCGGAGGAGGACGACGAGAGCGCCCUGUCCCCGGAGACCUGCUACGAGUGCAAGAUCAACGGCAACUACGACAAGGGCGCGCGGCACAAGCGCAGCACUGGGGACAACACGCUGCAGCAGGAGUCCCGUGUGAGCCUGGCCAGUGUGGACACCCAGGCCGCCAUUCCCAUGAACCUGAGCCUGGCCAUGCUGCAGAACAAGGAGCCCAUCCUGGAGCUGCUGCCCGCCAUCGAGCCUCUGGAGCACCACGUGCGCUACGUCAUCACCCACGGCAACCAGAACGGCCACUUCCGCAUCCUGGAGCGCCGCGACGGGAAGAGCGUUCUGCGCCUGGGGCGCAAGGCCCCCGCUCCCGGGUCCUACCGCCUGGAGAUUGCCAGCCUGCCCAUCUUCGGCCCGCGCCGGCUACGCCAGCUGGAGGACGAGCACGACGCCAAUUACCUCCUGGGGGAGAUUGGGGACGCGCUGCGGAUCAAACUGCACAUCCACCUUCACUAAAGAGCCCUCCCCUGCCCCCGUUCCCCGGCCAGCUCCCUUUCUCCCCCUGCCCCGCCUCUCCCCUGCUCAUCCAGGCCUCUCUUUGAAAGGAAAAGCUGAAACGUUCAGGAGCCACCUUUUGCCUCGGCGUCCCAGCGAAGAGGUUUGUGAGAAGACGCGCGCCGUUCGGGCCGCGUUUCCUCGGCAGUGCCUGGAGCCUGCGCGCACGGCAGGCUGGGGCAGUAGCGCCGGUGCUUCUCCGAGGCCCAUUCCAGCGCCCUCAGCCCCUGCUCUGCGUGCCAAGAUGGAAGUCUGGGAGCACGGGGGAGCUCCGGAGGCAGAACUGCAGGGUCUGGGAGAACUACAGUAAGUCCAGUCCUUGAUGCUGACAGGCCAGCAGCAUUGCUAGGUCUCCUUUAAUCAGCAGCAGCACAAGGCCGAUUGGCUACAGGCUUUAACUGAACCAAUCAAACCCCCCUGCACAGGUCUGCUGCCACCUCAGAGCAGGCAUGUCGAACCCGGUUCCUGCAGGGCCCGCUAUCUUCUGAUUUUUAUUCCUCUAGAGCUCUCAGUUACAGAGCUGGCCUAAUUAAUUAACACUUAACCAGGCCCGAAGGUGUUUCAUAGGUAACAGUUUUAUCACUGCAAUGAGUAGAAUGAAGUGAGUAGUAUAAUUAUACAGUAUAUAUAGUCAUGAUAAUACAUCAAUAAUUAUCAGUAAAAGACCUUGAGAAAACUCCCUUUAUUUUUUA
Molecule: messenger RNA, 8397 nt
Organism: Lepisosteus oculatus (spotted gar)
Lineage: Eukaryota; Metazoa; Chordata; Actinopteri; Semionotiformes; Lepisosteidae
Source: RefSeq, a predicted model, not a curated record